Molecule: messenger RNA, 2717 nt
Organism: Durotheca rogersii
Lineage: Eukaryota; Fungi; Ascomycota; Sordariomycetes; Xylariales; Xylariaceae
Exons: 1
Coding region: 530-2596 (688 amino acids)
Source: RefSeq, a predicted model, not a curated record
CCCAAGGUGUAGAUGCCUGCCCCUGGUGAACACUCAAGCCAGACAGGAGAGAAGUACUUCUAUUGUUCCUGACCUUCCCCAAUCCUACCUGCCUGCCUACCUACCUCCCUAACUAGAUGUACCUCCAGGUGAACUGCCGCUGAAGUUCUUCACCUAGGUGUACCGUGUGUGCCUGCCCAAAAUAUCUCAGAUUUCUUGACCCACCCCGGCUGCCACUUCCACCUUCGCCUUGCCCUCUUUUUCCCUCUGUAAUUCAUCCCUCUCGCUCGCUCUUCUCUGUACCUCACCGCACCACGUCGAGGCAGUAUACUCCGACACCCAAGCUAUUAUGAUCGCAGGCUCUCUAGUCAUACGCCUUACUAGGUCUCCAUCUAGCCAAGCUGGGGAGCUGGGAAUCGGCGUUGUUUCCAUCGUACCGCGUAGUAAGGAGGGAUCAUACCUAAAUAUUUCGGCAGCACUUCGAACCGGCACAAUUGCCACUUGAUCGAAUCGCAAUAAGUUGACGCCACUAGAGACCCUCUGAGCAAGCAUGCCACCUCAUUCCUUCUGCGAGUGGGCAGUAGGCCAGAACGUCUCCUUCCGUCGGAAGGCUGCCUCCCGUGCCUCUCGACCCCGCCGUGUUGUUUCGGUGGACGUUGAGACCGACGACGAGUCCGGGACCGACACGUUAAAGGUCACAUACCCAAGAACGGGGAACGCAAAAGAGAAACACCGGCCGCCUCGCCAAACCAGCCCUGGCCAAGAAGCCGAAGCCGAAGCCGAGACCGGCACGAACCAAGAGGCUAAUGGAGGUGAAGUCACCGUGGACGAGAACCCGAGCCCGGAUUGCCCAUGCGAUAGUUGCGUUCUGGAACUACAGAAAAUAGAAGAGGAAGGGAAACACUCACAGGCCCAUUGCCAAGGGGAUCAGGUCAACGAUCCUGCUACUGUGCAUGCUAAGCACAAAGCUACAAAGGCUAAGAUUGCCAAAGCUAAGGCUGUCCAGUCCGGGGCAAAGAAUAGCAACCGGAAAUCCAGGGGCGUGGAGAACAGGCAAGAGCCCGAUAGCGAAGCUGGUACGACCGAUGGUACGACCGAUAGUACUGGAGGCGAAACCGAAACUGAAUCCGAGGUCGAUGCCGAGUCCGACUCAGCUUCGGAUGAAGAGGCCCCGAAAAAGGGAAAAAAGGGAAAGAAUAAAAAGAACAAGCAAGUCCAAAAGAAUAGAGAGGGUAGCCCGGGUAGACAGGGCAAGAAGGGCAAGAAAAGAAAGGAUAGCAACAAGAAAAAGCAUAGCGAAAGCAGUCGUAAAAACGAAGAUAAGAAGAGCGGCAAAAGAACCAAGGGGAAGGCCACCGAGAAAGAUAACCGGCCGAUCUCUUUUUAUACGGACACGGCUAGCUCCAAGGAAGCUCGAACUGAGACGCAAAAGGCGCCCGAGUCUCCCCGCCCGCUGCCAGAGUUUGGUCAGGGUCGCGGCAUCCUACCAUCUCGGUCCCGCGUACUCCAAGUCGAACACGCCGUCGAGACGCCCGAGGACCCUCGGCCCAACGCAUUCUUCGACCACAGAAACAGCACCAUGCGAGUCUUUCACGGGCCGACUUACGGCAACCCUCAGGCAAUGGUGUAUCCCCCAGGCAGCUAUUAUCAUCCGGCCCCUCACCCUAUCGGCAUACCGUACUCACCCGGCUUCGGGUACCCGUACGUGCCUCCCCACACACCCAGCGGGGCGCCUCCUUCUCCUCACCCGCCCAAUUCCGGCCAAUGGUUCCAAGGACAUGGCACCACGACCGUAGGCCAGCCGCCGGAUAUGCCCCCAGUCCCUGACUUCGCAGCAGACUUCGACCAAGGCAGGUAUAUGGAUAUGCUCCGGGCUGAGGGUUGGAAACCGCCCGGCCCUUCCGGCACGAACCAAGACGACAGCGGCGGGCAAUCCAACAUCGCACCCGCGGGGAAUCCCGCGGCCGCCCCCAAGCCUGAUCAAGGCAGCGACGAAAGCGCGAGGAGGAGUACCACUAAUAUUAACAAUUUGGGGGACCUACGACGAGAUGAUGCACUCCGAAUGGCCCAAUUCCUUCAAGACCACAUGCUGAACCAAAGAGAGCAAGGCCAACCUAAGACCGAUGGGAGUCAGAACGCUGCCAAAUCAGCGCUCCCCGAAAACAACGUCACCCCCGAUCCGAGAAUCAACGGCAGCAACAGUAACGCGGGCCCUAGCGAUUCGACUGCCGCGAACGGCGGUGGUACCUCUCCGCCCCCUGCCUCCCCCCCUAACAACAAUAACAAUAAAACCACAGCUAACGAGGACGAUUGGGCCGGCGAAGCGGAUAUGGGUUGGAGCGGGGUCAGCCAAGGACCACAGGGGCCGGAAGGGGGUAGCAACAGCCCCGAGGGGGCCGGCGCGUCAGCGCGGCCGCCCCCCGGAAGCUGGCCCGCCGGGGGGAAUGGCAACAGCGCGAAGGGCCCGCCGUCGUUCGAGGGGCCGAACAACGUCGGCUGGCGGGACCAGAGCGUGGCCCAGUCGUCGGGCGGCGCGUACGACGACGACGAAAACGAGAAGAAGAAUGGCAACGGCAACCGAGGGGAUAAUGCCAGCGGCAACAGUCAGCGGCAAUAGGGUUGGUUUGAUGUUUUCGGCUUUUCCCCACGUCCGUCCACCGGCUGGUUUUCCCGAUAACUCGAUUCAACUUUUACCCCUUGCGCCUCCUCCCCUUUCCCUGUCUCUCCCCCCCCCCCCC